CUUGACGUUCGCCCUUCCCAUCUUUCAUCAUCACUAUACACAACAGCGCAGCAUCAGUAUUGCCUGGGAAUCCAGAUAAACGACCCCUCUAUACGUGUGGAAAUAUGUAACAAUAACGAGAACAUAUUUAAUCGAAGACACACUGACAGCACAAAGCUGCUGUAUAGUACCAUGGGUGGCCAUGAUGAUGAUGAUGAUGAUAUGUCUUAUCAUGUAGCCAACAACCAUCAUCAAGAUGAAGUGCUAAAAAACAAAUUGAAUGACAGUGGCCUUUGGAGUGACCAAGAAUCCACUGGCGGUAACAAUGCUAAGUGGGUCAAGGAGGGCCAGAACCAGCUGAGGAAAGUUGCUGAGAAACAUCAGGACCAGAAUGGGAACCAAGAGGACUUCUCCCCUCAUAACACCACUGAGGAGGAGCAGAGGAACGAGGAGCAGACCAAAUCUCCCAAGACCGCCAAGACCAUCCUCAAGGAGCCAGUACUCAUUGAUACUCUACUGUCUGCCGAGGAUAAAGAGGGUGAGGGCGAAGAACAUGACAAAGAAAAGGAAGAUCCAUCUGAGGCAGAUGAAGAGGCCUGCAGUUUUAAAGAGGAAGAGAGGGAGUCCGAACAGAGUAAUGUGGAGGCUGAAAGAGAGGGAGGUGAGGUGGCUAGAAAUCCCUGUCUGCUGUUUUCUAAUGUGAAUGGAACACCAAGUGAUGAAGACACCAACUGGCCUGCACUGUCUCAGGAAAGCGCUGCUGAAAUCCCUCCAAAUGGAAACAAAGAGUCCUUCUGGGACUCUGAGGCCUUUGAGGCGGACACAGACCUGCCCUCUGGGUGGAUGCGGGUUCGAGACACUUCAGGCACCUACUACUGGCACAUCCCUACUGGCACUACUCAGUGGGAGCCCCCCUCCCCUCUGGACAAGGUGGGAGACUCUAUGAUGUCCUCCAGUAUGUCCCUGGAGACAACACCCUGUGAGGAAGAGCAGGAGGAAACAUGGGGAGACCUCUCUAACCCAGAUGAAGGGACAAGUGAUGGAGAGUUGUGGAAGGAGGGAGAGCUGGCUUCUGAUCAGAGCCUGAAGGAGUUUGAAGGGGCAACCCUGCGCUAUGCAUCCAUCAACCUGAACUGUUCCCAAUCUGAGGAAGAGGAGAACCUUGAUCCCCAUGGCACUGACUUGGAGGCUAAGUAUUUUGCUGUGCGCUCUCUGGGCUGGGUGGAGAUGUCUGAAGAGGACAUGGCACCAGCGAAGAGCAGCGUGGCUGUCAACAACUGCAUUAGACAGCUGUCCUACCAUAAACACAACCUCCACGACACUGCUGGCAUCUGGGGAGAGGGUAAGGACAUGCUGAUGGUCCUGGAGAAUGACACUAUGAAUCUGAUCGACCCACUAGGCCAGACUCUGCUGCACUCCCAGCCUAUUGCCAGCAUCCGCGUGUGGGGUGUGGGCCGAGACAACGGCAGAGACUUUGCUUAUGUAGCGCGAGACAACCUGACCCAGGUACUCAAGUGUCACGUGUUCCGCUGUGACUCACCUGCCAAGAACAUCGCCACCAGUCUGCAUGAGAUGUGCUCCAGGAUAAUGACGGAGAGGAAACUAUCCAAGCCAUUUCUGAGCAGGUACAAUUCUGACCAGUGCAAAGCCAUGGAGAUUCCUACUCAAGAGUUUCCCGUUCCAAAAAAUGAGCAUUUCCAACGUUUCCUUGUGUAUUACCUUGGUAACGUACCUGUGACCAAGCCUGUAGGUAAGGGACGCAUGGGUGUGGACACAAUCAAUGAUGCUUUGGAGGCUGCAAUGAACAGCACAAGGAAGCAGGAUUGGACCCCCGUCUCUGUCAACGUGGCCCCUGCCACUCUCACCAUCCUCACCAGAGAGACUGAGGAGGUGAUGUCAGAGUGCCGGGUGCGGUUCCUGUCUUUCAUGGGUGUGGGAAAGGACAUCCACACCUUUGCCUUCAUCAUGGCCAAGGGCCCCGGGGACUUCAUCUGUCACAUGUUCUGGUGUGAGCCCAACGCUGCCAGCCUGAGUGAGGCGGUGCAGGCCGCCUGCAUGCUGCGCUACCAGAAGUGUCUGGACGCGAGGCCUCCCAGCCUGGGCUCCUGCUUGCCCACUCCGCCUGCUGACUCCAUGGCCCGCCGGGUCAGGAUGGGGGUCCAGAGUCUGCUGGGAAGCUUCAAGCAGUACAGGUCAGGGUCCCAUUCCCCCUGAGCAGAAGAGAGAAGAUCUCCCCACCAACACUAACCCAUCACAGCAGCUCCAGCUCACUCCUCCACUCCUCUCUCCUCUUUCUCUCUCGCUUUCUGCCAUUUCUGUCGGCCUUACACUCCUUUUGGCCUUCCUUAGAGAUAGUCCUUUCAUUAGUGCAUGGAGUUAUAUGUAACUGAGGAAAUGCUUACUUACUAAUGCUUACUUACUAGUGUUUUUCUAUACAUCUACUGUAUAACUCUCCUUUAGCUUUGUACUCAAACUGAAUGAGCCCUGACAACAGCCCAUUGUUUGUUCUGUUUUUGGGAUUUAAUCUGUUUGUCACUAUUUUUGUGUUUUAGCAGAAACCAUGUCUGGCAGGAAGCGUUCAUAUUAUGGGAUGUAACUACAUGUUACUUCACUGUAGGAAGCUAGGAGGAUUCUACACAGAAAUACAUCUAAUUUCUUUGCAACUAUGGUUGAGUCAUGGGGCCGUGCUCUUCCCCAAACAGUAACAGCACCUCUUUUAGAGUCAUGGGGCCGUGCUCUUCCCCAAACAGUAACAGCACCUCUUUUAGAGGGGCCGUGCUCUUCCCCAAACAGUAAC
Oncorhynchus masou masou (cherry salmon) is the source of this 2776-nucleotide messenger RNA. Its product is annotated as amyloid beta precursor protein binding family B member 1-like. The record is from RefSeq and is a predicted model, not a curated record. Gene Ontology annotation, biological process: regulation of DNA-templated transcription. Gene Ontology annotation, cellular component: nucleus; cytoplasm. NCBI's taxonomy places the organism in Eukaryota, Metazoa, Chordata, Actinopteri, Salmoniformes, Salmonidae. Bases 172 to 2193 code for a protein of 673 amino acids. Gene Ontology annotation, molecular function: transcription factor binding; amyloid-beta binding. The transcript has 14 exons.